This is a messenger RNA of Ectocarpus sp. CCAP 1310/34, 780 nucleotides long. The record is from the annotation of a GenBank genome assembly. NCBI's taxonomy places the organism in Eukaryota, Phaeophyceae, Ectocarpales, Ectocarpaceae.
UCCCUUUCGGCUGGACAGUCUACCGUUCAUGGCGCUCAACGCCAGCUCUGACGCUGCCACCUCCCUCGCGGUGGCGCCUGCAAGUAACUCUGCGAGUGCGUAUCAGAUAACACGGCCGCGUUGGUACAACAAGGCGGAGGUGGCCAUCAUCGUCCUGCUCUGCCAGCGCCUAAGGAUGAUCGACUUAAAGGGUGUCGAGCACAUGCUCGAUGCGGCACCAAAGUUCGCGAAGGAGGACCCGGUGAGAGAGCCGGUGCGCAGCCUAAAAUUGCAAAGGGACGUUUGGCAGCGAGCCCUCUAUCUUUCCAAGGCAGCACCAGGGGCCAACUUCCGAACGGUUAUCCAACGACAUCCCAGGGUGAGACGAGUAUUCCGGGUUAAAGAUGGCGCCCGCGAGUUGCGCACGUAGGCGUAGAUAGAUCGCAUAGCCGGCUGAAUAAGGAAAAGAGGUAUGCGUGUAUGCUUGUGCAUGCAUAUCUUCUGCAAUUGUGACCACAAUGACACCCAUCUCGGCGAGACGUCAUUCCAUCAGCAUUCAUCAAUGCGGUUAUACGUCCAAACAGGUCUUGAGCUUAAGCACACCAAACAGCGCGAACCACACAAGGUGUUUCUGGUGUUGCCAACCUUAGGCUUUCCGUGUUUCUGAUGAGAGCUGCUGCGCUCAUACAGUAACACGGGAAUCUCGCCGGGUCUAAACAAGCGAUAGUUCAUUUAAUUCACGCAAUGCGUGCCUCUAGGUGGUCGGCUUUGUCCUUCGGUAGGUUAUGCAGCGGUCCGCGU